Messenger RNA from Pyricularia oryzae 70-15, 597 nucleotides. RefSeq lists its product as uncharacterized. The coding region runs from base 1 to 597 and encodes 198 amino acids. NCBI's taxonomy places the organism in Eukaryota, Fungi, Ascomycota, Sordariomycetes, Magnaporthales, Pyriculariaceae. The record is from RefSeq and is a predicted model, not a curated record. The transcript has a single exon.
AUGGGUUCCAUCACGAUGAUACGUCUCCUCGUCGCCUACCUUGUUCUGGUCCUCGCUUCUGUGGCUAUGGCAAUGCCCACAUCUCUCCUGGCCACGGCCACCGCCCGCACCACCCUAUGCCCAGACGACCGCGUCCUGGAACCCCUGCCGGCCAACCGUACUUUGGCCGAGCAGAUGAACAUACAAGCAACAGACGACGGAAUCCUGCCCGAAUGCUACAAAAAAUGCAUGAAAAGCGAAGAUGGAAAGGCGAAUGUAACCCUUUCCAGUUUAACCGUCGAGGCCUGGUGCUACAACAGCGUCGACUUUGUCAACUCCCAGGCCUGGCUCAACAACUACGUGCUCCCCUGCGUCAAAUACGAGUGCGCAGACAACCUGAGCGGAAAGGCCCGCCGCGCUCGCGCAUGGUGGAGGGAUACCUGCGGGUCCUGGGAUAGGAAAAGCACGCCAGAGAUAGAUGCGGGUUGUGGAAAAGCCCAAGAGGAAGAGACAGAGGAAGAGAAGGGGAAAAAGAAGCAGGAAAAGGUGAAGGAAAAGAUAGAGGAAGAUGAGGAGGAGGAGUCUGGCUAUGGUUUAGGUUAUGGAUAUGGCAUUUGA